AGACGCGAGGAAAAUCGGAAAUAAUAACAAUGCCGGAUCAGAAAGAAGGAGAUCCUUUGGCUACCAAUGAGGAAGAACCCACGAAUGUCUCAUACGUUUUCCCAAAUGGGGACAGAUAUGAGGGGGAAUGCUGCAGAUCUCUGUCCGGAGCUCUGGUGAGGAAUGGAACUGGCAAACACACCUCCGCAUAUGGUGUCACAUACACUGGAGACUGGUGCAAUGACAAAAUGCAGGGCAGAGGGACCCUGCAGCAUCCCUCUGGAGCGGCGUAUGAAGGGGAAUUCAAAGACAACAUGUAUCAUGGCGCGGGGACAUACACCUUCCCAGACGCAUCGGUUUACAAAGGUCACUUUCAAAUGAACAGGCUGGAAGGAGACGGGACCUUCGUGGACUCACAGGGAGCGGUUUGGAAGGGCGAGUUUCACGGCACGGCGGCACUCGGCCUUAAAAUGGAGCACAGCUUAUGAAAACAAGAGGAGCUUCUGAAUUACUUUGUUU
Salarias fasciatus (jewelled blenny) is the source of this 498-nucleotide messenger RNA. RefSeq names its product MORN repeat containing 2 (gene morn2). The record is from RefSeq and is a predicted model, not a curated record. The transcript is spliced from 6 exons. Lineage: Eukaryota; Metazoa; Chordata; Actinopteri; Blenniiformes; Blenniidae. The coding region runs from base 30 to 467 and encodes 145 amino acids.